GCCCAACCCCUGAGGAGCCGACACAGCGACCUGUGCCCGACCACCUGCUGGAGACAAAGAUUUACACCAAGCUCGGUCGGAAUGGAUCCGUGGAGGCGGAGCCUGCUGUCCUCCAUUUUGGGGGAUAUGAAGUCGGGAAAUGUCUCCGGCAGGUUCUAAAGCUGGUGAAUGUCUCUCCGGACGUCUCCAAUGUUCACAUCAUUCCCCCGCAGAGCAAACACUUCACCAUCAGCUACAAGAAAGCCAACAGACUUGUCCCGGGUUUGGCCUUCACUGUCCAGGUUCAGUUCAUUCCGGAUGAGUGGAGAUAUUACUAUGACUGCAUCCGCAUCCACUGCAAGAGUGAUGAGACCCUCCUGGUUCCUCUCCAUGCCUACCCGUCCACCAAUCUCCGGGACUUUCCAUCUCGCAUCGCCUUACACGCGGCAUCUCUGGGCCAGAGGUGAGUCCGGUAUAUCCUCCCUCUAACUGCAGUAUGUACAGCUGAGGCAGGAUUUUGAAUUUCGCAUCAUUUGUAAAGAUGAGCACAAAGAUUUCCACAUCUCCCCCGACUUCAGGAAUUAUUCCCGGGAACGGUGCCGUCGAUGUAGAGGUCACUUUCACCCCAUCCAGCUAUGGGACGGCUCAGAUCAGCCUGGAAUUAUCGAUUUCCGAGUUUAAUGCCAAACCGUACAUCUGUGUCUUCACCGGGACCUGCUCCCCGAAUCUCUCUGCCGUGAAAGAAGAGUCUGAAAAGGUCAAAGUUUCCUCCAUGGCGAGCCUGAAGGGCCCCGAGAAAGCGGCAUUGAGAAUUUCCCGCAAGAAGAGACAUUUGCAGUCUCUGCAGCAGAACGCGUCACGGGUCAUCGAGUUCCACGAUCUGCGAUUCCCACUCAAUCUCUCCAAUCCUCAUGCCGUGGCCACCGUCCUGAACCAGCAGCCGGGGAAAGUCCGACUGAAGGACAUGCGUGAAGGCCUCACCUGUGCUGGAAAGAAAACACGCCAGGAGAAGGAGACUUUGUUCCAGCAAGUUGUGCAGCAGAAUGUGGCUGAGGAAGAGGCCAAUCAGCUGCGAUGGCAGAUCCAUCGUGGCAGUGACCCCGCUUCUCCCAGACAGCGCCAGCGGAUACGAGACGAACGCCUGAGUGCAGAGGACGAAUAUCAGGUGAUGAGCGGCAAUCCCGACCUCCAGAGAGAAUGCAGGCGUCCGUGUGUGAGUGCCGUGUCCAAGCGGGUGUUGCGCAGAUCAGACCAGCUUCUCACCGUUCAGCCUCAGUUUGACCUCUAUCUGAAUGAGCUCUGGGCCAAUAGGAACCGAGCAUUGCGACGUUUCCAGCAGGCCGCCCGCAAGGUUCUGGUGCGCUGCAGAGUAAAUCGCAGGUUGGGCCGUCUAAGGAAAUUGCUGCAACGCCUUCGGGCGGAGCCGGAGGGGGAUGGGCCAAUCGAUAGCAGUGAUGAGGAAUCGAUCCCCUCCCCCACCAAUCAGAUCCUCUUCUAUGACUUCCCCCCAUAUCCUGCUGAACCCCGGGAUCGCCUCCUGGAGGUCUCUGCGGAGUCACCCCACAACCAGCCUCUGUCCAGCUGAAAGUCCAACUCCCCUUCUACCACCUAAAGGUUCCUCAGCAUUAUAAACUGAUGGGAUAUCAGCCGGUCAGUACACUCUCGGCCUCCACCUACCACUCCCUUCGGCUGCCACGACCACUGAGGAGCGGUGCAGAGGAUGAGCUUGUGCCGAUCUCCAAUCCCGAUAUCCCGAGAGCAGCGCUGAGUCAGAGGAUGAAUAUGAGAGAAGAGGAAUGCUCCAUGGCCACCUACCUCACACUGAGCCCUCCGGAGCAACUGCUGAACCCCCCCGACUUCCACCCAAUGCACGUCUUUAACCCGGCUCCUGGAUUGGUGCCUUUAAGAGGCCUCUGCGGUACUCCGAAACCGAUCUGGAAUAUCAUCUGUGCCCGCUGCCAAAGUACCCGGCCCCCCGUGACACUGCGGGGACCACCCAGAGGAAGUUCCUGAACCGCGAGGAGAUCAUUCGGGGGGUGAUGAGCUGGAAGAAGUUCCCACCUGUCGCCCCUGUCUGUGUCCCUUCCGACCGCCGGGGGCCACAGACCGCGCUGGUGUGACCCCUUCAGUGCGGAUUUGCUCCCUACAGACGCUCCUCCCACACUCAGCCACUUACCGGAGGAGGACAAGGAUGACCUAGAGCCAAGGGAAGCGGAUGAGGCCCACUGCCGAGUGCUGCUGACACCACAAAUGCUGAGAGCGGAAUUUCCAUUGAUACAAGAUGGCGGUCGGGGUGACACG
Staurois parvus is the source of this 2280-nucleotide messenger RNA. The record is from the annotation of a GenBank genome assembly. Lineage: Eukaryota; Metazoa; Chordata; Amphibia; Anura; Ranidae.